Prorocentrum cordatum is the source of this 4260-nucleotide messenger RNA. NCBI's taxonomy places the organism in Eukaryota, Dinophyceae, Prorocentrales, Prorocentraceae. The record is from the annotation of a GenBank genome assembly.
AUGACGCCCGCCGCGUCGCCGGCGCUGGCCGGCGCGGGUGGCGGCGGCGAAGGGCGGCGCGCCGACCGAUGCUCGCCGACUGCCCGGCAGGCGGUGGGGGGCCUGCUCGAGGCGGCGUUGGGCGGCGACCUGGUGAGCUGGAGGCAGGUGGGCGAGGAGCGCAUCAUGGGCUUCUCGGGCGCGUCUGUCGUCGAGAUCUCCUGUGAAUGCAGCCGCUGGGAGGCCCCACGCCUGCUCGUGCUGAAGCGCACCGCUGAGCGCCUGGGCCUGCUGCCCAGUGACGCGUCGGAGGAGGACACGCUGAGGGCGAAGCGCACGGACUUCAGCUACGGCAGCGAGCUGGCGUUCCUGAAGGCGUACCCAUCGCGGCUGCUCGACCUGGGCUGCCGGGUCCCCGAGUGCUUGCUGGCAGAGGCCCGCGGAGGAGAGUUCUCCGUGCUCAUGGAGUCUCUCUCCGAAGAGGCUGGCUGGGAGCAGUGCGUGACGAUCCCGCACGGGUCUCACACGCGAGCCGUUCUCAGGUGGUUGGCAUGCUUCCACGCGGCCUUCCUCCAGCCAGAGGUGGGCGGCGGCGGCCUGGAGCUGCGCCAGAGCGGCAUGUGGGAGCACGGCUCCCACAACGCCCUGGAGAAGAGGCCGCCGUCUGAGCUGGCGCGACUGCCGGAGACCCUGGCCGGCUUCGCCGAGGCGUUUUCCGCCGUGGACGCAUCCUUCGACCCCGCCCGCGCGCGGGCCAUGGGCGAGGAGCUCCAGGAGGCCGCUCCCGAAGUGGCCCGCCUGCUGCGCACGGGCGGCGUCACCGCGAGGCCGUCCAUGGUGCACGGAGAUUUCAAGCAGGCCAACAUAUUCUUCCGGGCCGCGCCCAGCGGCGAGGAGCCCGAGGUUGCGGUGAUCGACUGGCAGUGGGCCGGGCCAGGAGUCGCCGCCACUGACCUGAUAUACCUGUGCGCCAUGGCCCUUUCGGAUGAGUCGCUCGAGGACUACGAGCAGCACGUGCUGCGGCCUUACCACGAGGAGCUGACGCAGGCGAUGGGAGGUCGCGAGGACGCGAUCCCUUACGGCGACUUGCGGCGGGACUUCGGGCUGGCGACCAUUGACUUCGUGCGCUGGCUGGCGGGCUACCGCUUCAGGGGGUUUACCCCAGAGAAGAUGGCCUCUGCGGCGGCGACCGAGGACGUCAACCGCGGCGCUUGGAUCAGGUCGCUGCCGCGGGUGAAGUGGUUGCUGCAGCGCGUGGAGGAUGAGCUGCGUCGCUGGAGGGACGGGGCGCUCCGCGGGGACCCCUCGCUGGCGCCGCGGUUCUGUCCCUUUCCCCUCCUUGUCGCGGCCCCUGCGAUGGCGGCGGUGCCCGACGACGGCAAGGCAAUGGAUCUACGGUCCAACGGUGGCGCGGGGCUGGUCAUGGCGAUGGCCGUCCAAGGCGCUGCUCAGGGAGCUGCGGCGGGCGGCGCCUCGCGGCAGGCGAUAGCCGCCGCGGUCGCUGCCGCGCUCCGCACGACAUGGGCGCUGCUGGAGGGGAUCGGCUCCGAGGAGGACGCCGAACUCGCGAUGCGCUGGCAUGCCAUGGAGCCCGCCAUGCGCCAGCAGCUGCGGGGCGCCCAGCCAGGCGGCGCCGCUCGCGCCAGGCGCAACGUCGGGGCGCACGUCGACCUCGGCAAGGGCGUCGAGGCCUUGCGGCAGGCCCUGGCGCAGCCGCAGCGGGCCCAGCGCGGCGGGCGCUGCGGGCCCCGCGUGCCGGCGCCGCCGGGCCCGGAGGCGGCGGAAGAGACGACGGAGGACCACGCCGACGGCGUCAAGCUGGGGGUCAUCGACACCCCCGAGGGCCAGCUGCUGGGCGAGGUCCCGCCCUCCCCACAGCUCAGCGCGGCGGUUGGCGAGGACUCGGAGCUGGACGUGGGCGAGUGCGAGGGCACCGACCAGGUCGUGAACAGUGCCGAGGUGCAGCCUGUUCCUGAGGCGCCGUGGGAUGUCGAGCCUGGGGGCCACGGCGGGGGCGGCCCCGAGGAGCAGCUGAUGGAGACGGAGGUGCCGAGGGCGGCAGCAGGCGGGGUUGAGGACGAGGGCCUCUACGACGGCCAGGCCGACGGCACCCAGGUCAAGGGGCAGCGGGACCGCCAAGGAGUACAGCAUCGGCACGCUCCUGAUGCUGGAGUUCACGAUCGUGGGGCUCUUCUUGUCCCUCGCCCUGCGGGGGCGGAUCUGCGCUCAGACCUGCCCGUCGACGGCGUCGAUGGCAUCGGCACGGAGUACGGCGGCACCUUGAAGGGCAAGGUGGGCGAGAGCAUCUUCAGCGACGCCGUUCAGGCUCGCGUGCGGAGCGUCUUCCUUUUCGUCCUCAGGGUGGCCUUGCUGCUGGGCGUUGCCUCCUGCCCGUUCGUCUUCUUCGACUGGGGCACGGGCCUCGCGUGCGCCCCGCACGUACUCGACAUAGGGCCUAUGCCCGACCCGUACCACGCGGCCCGCCAGGCUUUCCCGAGGCAAGGUGAGGGCGAGCUCCUGGACCUGCCACUGUCGGAGCAGCGGCUUGAGUCCCUGGUGAAGCUGCUGAGCGAGCUGGAGCACGAGCUGGCCAUGGCUUUGCCUGGCUGGAUAGCUCGCACCAUCGAGGACGCCGAGGACGCCGAGGACAUAGCCGACAUAGCGCUGUCCUUGCGGAGGCUCGCGGAGGACAUUCGCGAGAUCGAGGCGAUGAGGCACGUGCAGGCAGCGCGGCAGCAGCAGCACCGAGAGGAGAUGCGGCAACGUCGGUACUCAGAGUAUUGGCGAGCCCACGAGCAGGCGCAGGCUGCGUACGAGAUGGCGAACGCGUGGGCGUGGCAGCAGCAGUGGUGGGAGGCAAACGUGCACCACACGAACUGGGGCGCUGACGAGUGGGAGGAGUGGGCGGCGGGUGCCGACGAGCAGCCAGGCACGGCGGAGCACAGCGAGGCAGAUCUGGACGUUCAGGGGCAGGGUGAACAGACAGCCGAACUCGCCGAGCAGACCGCCGCGCAGGACGAGCCGCUGCGCAACCCCCCGAGCGAGCCCGCUGAGCAGGCGGCCGAGCAGGGCAUCGCAGACCAGCACGCCGCCGCCGAGGGCAUCGCAGACCAGCACGCCGCCGCCGAGGGCAUCGCAGACCAGCACGCCGCAGCACGCAGCUCGCCCCCCGCUGAGGUGCUGCUCCCGCCCGCCUCCGAGGUGACCUCCGCAGUUCUGUCUCCAGCCAGCUUGGAGGCCCCCGCGCUGUCAGCAGAUGUCGGCGACGCAGCCGAGAGUGCGGGGGCAGCUAGUGUGCCAGAUGGCGCUGCGGCAGCUUGCUCGGAUGGCAAGGAGAUGACCGUGCUGUGUUCUUGUUGCAGGCAGCACAAGCCAGCCUCAGAAGUUUACACGCAAGCUGCCAAUGAGCUCACGGGAUCCAAAUGCACCGCGAGGUGCAGGAAGUGCAACUCUCUGAAGGAGCGGAUCCGCCGCGUCGUGAAGGGGGGGCACGUUGCCGAUCAAGCGCUCGCUGACCUGGAUCCCGACAGCAGGGCCGACCUCUUCGCGCGCGGCGCGGACUUGUUUUCGGAUGACCUGAAGAAGCUUCUCACGGAGAAGGUCACCAACACCACCGUGUCAAAGGCGGCGCACCGCAUGAAGGCAGUGGGUGGGUUCGUGCGCACGGCUGAGCUGAAGGCGAAGAUCUUGGCGCAGCCUGGCGGGGAGGCUCGGUGGGCAAUGUACGAGCUGAAUGGCACCACGAUUCGGCACGACGUCACGGGCGAGGAGCUCAUGUGGAACCCCGAGUACUCGAUGGAGCUCAGCAAGUCAGAGGAAUCCGAGCUCGAGAAGAAGCGCAAGACGGAGAAUGCCGCCAAGGCUUCCGCCGCUACCCCAACGGAUCAAGAGGCUGAUGCAGACAACAAAGUGAAGGUGGAGUCUGCACCUAAGUCGUUGUCCGCUGGGCUCAUCAAGCGCAUCGCCGCAGCCAUCCCCAAGCUCGAGGCUGACGUCCUGCAGCUCAGCGCAGUCUUGCUGCAGGUCACGGCGCGUGAGAACGUGGAUAACUUCGCGCCGAAGAAGGUGAAGGAUGCCACCAAGGUGAAGAAUGAUCUCGCGGCGUCAAUCGUGACGCUGCAGGGGCUCGUGGACACGAAGACUGGCAACUGCAAAGAUAUCAACGUGUUCCUGAAAAGCGUGAACGGCAUGAAGGCCAGCGCCAAGGCAGCGAGCGCCGAGUUCAAGAAGAGCAUCGACGCCAUGCAAGCCGAGGCCGAGGCCGAGGUCGUGGAGGAGUGA